This is a messenger RNA of Prosopis cineraria, 2064 nucleotides long. RefSeq names its product aspartate carbamoyltransferase 3, chloroplastic. Gene Ontology annotation, biological process: 'de novo' pyrimidine nucleobase biosynthetic process; amino acid metabolic process. Gene Ontology annotation, molecular function: aspartate carbamoyltransferase activity; amino acid binding. The transcript is spliced from 6 exons. Bases 433 to 1572 code for a protein of 379 amino acids. NCBI's taxonomy places the organism in Eukaryota, Viridiplantae, Streptophyta, Magnoliopsida, Fabales, Fabaceae. The record is from RefSeq and is a predicted model, not a curated record.
GGCUUCCGUGGUAAUCGGCGGCGUCGAUUCCGACGGGGUUGCAAGCAGUCAGUGAGUGAGAAGUUACGUUAGGCUAACUGGCUAGAUAGUGUGAUUGCUGAUGCAACAGAUGUCCUCUUUGAGUAACGUGGCAUUACGACAGCGGCAAGAUUAAUCUAACGGCUGAAUUUUGAAGCUGCAUCACUCUUGUUCUUUUUUCACAGAAGCAGAGAAGGAAUCCGAAUCCCUCAGGGCAUAUGAGCAUAUCACUCCGUAGUCUCCAACUCCAACGGACUAUUCAAGGAGGAAUCCUGUAUUGAAGAAAAGGCUUCUCCUUUCUUUCCAGUGUUCUACUUGUGACCGCACUGAAAGAGAAGCAGAUUUGGUCUUCGACUUCGACCCCACCAGACAGUACAAACCAACAGAGCUGCGCAGGUUUCAUCUUUUUUUGCAAUGGCUGCUUCCUCCACUCUUUUCUCCUGCACGGUGCACAAAGAGACACUUGCUCUGAAUAUAUCAGAACGCACUAAAGAUUUAUUAUGUUGCCAUUGGAAAAUGUCAUACAAGCCGUCCAAUCAUUUGAAGCUAAUAUCACAAAGAAACCACAUCCACUGUCAGGCUCUGAAAAUUGAACACCCAUCAUCCUUGUCAGUGGGGCAGAAAUUUCAUCUUGAUGAUGUUAUUGAAGCACAACAGUUUGACAGAGAUACUCUGAAUGCCAUAUUUCAAGUUGCACGAGAGAUGGAAAACAUUGAAAAGAAUGCACCUGGUAGCCAACUUUUAAAGGGUUAUCUUAUGGCAACCCUAUUUUAUGAGCCCUCUACUAGAACCAGACUUUCAUUUGAGUCUGCCAUGAAAAGAUUAGGUGGUGAGGUUUUAACAACUGAAAAUGCAAGAGAGUUUUCAUCAGCAGCCAAAGGAGAGACAUUAGAAGAUUCAAUAAGAACAGUUGAGGGUUACUCUGAUAUAAUUGUGAUGAGGCACUUUGAAAGUGGUGCUGCCAGAAGAGCUGCUGCUACAGCCAGCAUUCCUAUAAUUAAUGCGGGGGAUGGUCCUGGGCAGCAUCCCACCCAGGCACUUCUGGAUGUUUACACCAUUGAUAGAGAGAUAGGAAAACUCGAUGGAAUAAAAGUUGGGCUUGUGGGAGACCUUGCUAAUGGAAGGACAGUUCGCUCACUUGCAUACUUGCUUGCCAAGUACAAUGAUGUGAAAAUUUAUUUUGUCUCUCCUGAUGUAGUUAAAAUGAAGGACGAUAUAAAAAGCUAUUUGACAUCAAUGGGAGUGGAGUGGGAAGAAAGUUCUGAUUUGAUGGAAGUGGCUUCUGAGUGUGAUGUGGUCUAUCAAACUCGUAUUCAAAAAGAGAGAUUUGGUGAGAGGAUUGACCUCUAUGAAGAGGCUAGAGGCAAGUACAUUAUAAAUAAGGAUGUUCUCGGAGUAAUGAAGAAGCAUGCGGUGGUGAUGCACCCUCUUCCAAGACUUGAUGAAAUCACCGCGGAUGUUGAUUCUGAUCCCAGAGCUGCUUACUUCAGGCAGGCCAAAAAUGGUCUGUAUAUUCGGAUGGCCCUUUUAAAACUCUUGCUUGUUGGGUGGUAAGGAACCUUUCGUUUUAUCUUCAAAACGAAUCACGAUACUGCUAUCAGUAUCACAGUUAAACUAGUUUGCUUUCAAGUCUCCCUUGUGGUUUCUUGAAUUUGAUGUGUCUCUUGUUUUUUGGCUGCACCAUCCGCAAUCUGUCGUUUACUAAGCAUGCUAACUAAAAGGUGUCAAAGAGGGGAGCAAUGAACUGGUGAAUAAAUCCAACUUAAACUCCGAGUUCAUGGUGGCUAAAAAGUUACUUCCUUUCUUCAAAGUAUUCAAUUAUUAUUAUUAUUUUAUUUCAUCGCACCUUGGAAAAUCUAGGAUAUUAUCACUAUUCAUCCAGACUAAUCUGGACCCACACUGGGACUGUUUUUACCAAUAGCAGCAUCACAUAUACCUUGGGGAUGCUUUGAAUAUAUUUUAUAUUUAACGUGACUGUAUGUCGUAGGACUUUAAUUUGAGAUUUAGGAUAAGUUGAUUCGACUCCUUGACAAGUUGAACCAAACA